AUGAGCUACCCUUCAAUUAACAGUUCCCUCGUAGAAGUAACAUCUAUCCUUAAAACCAAUUACAGAGUGUUUUUCAAGAAUGAAUUAGAUCAACCCUCUGGUUCUUUCAAGCUUAGAGGGCUCGGACAUUUAGUCGGCAAAUCGAUUCAGAAAGCAAGAGAAGAAGGCAAAAAAGGCGUCAAGGUAUUUUCAUCUUCUGGUGGAAAUGCAGGAUUGGCAGCUGCCUAUGCUUCUAAAUAUUACCAGGUCCCCUGUACUGUAGUAUUACCCAAGAUUUCCAAGCAGGUGGUGAUCCACAAAUUGGAAGAAUUGGGCGCCGAAGUAAUUGUCCACGGAAAUCAUUGGGGGGAAGCCGAUGAAUACUUGCGUGAAACAGUCAUCAAGCUGUCACCUUCUGACAUUUACCCAGUAUACUGUCAUCCAUUCGACAAUCCUACUGUUUGGGAGGGUCACGCUGCCAUUAUUGAUGACUUACCUGAGCAAUUCUCUGCUAGCGACUUAUCUAACUUGAAAGCUGUAGUUUGUAGUGUAGGAGGUGGAGGAUUAUAUAAUGGUAUAGUAGAGGGUUUAAAGAGAAAUAACCUAAACGAUGUAGCAGUGGUUGCGGUGGAAACAAAACAAGCCGCUUGCUUCCAUGAAGGAGUUAAGCAAGGGAAACUGGUCAGACUAGAGAAGGUUCCAACAUUAGCUAUUUCUUUGGCUUCUCCUUACAUUUCCGAGAAAUCGUUAGAAAAUUAUAAAUCUACAGAGAUCAAAACUCAUUUGGAGCUUAUCGACGAUAAGGAUUCCUUACAAGGUACAGUUGAUUAUUACGACACCUUCGAUAAGAGAUUGAUUGAACCAGCCUGUGGUGCAUCCACCUGUACAGUCAUGUCAAGAACAGAUUUGUUGGAUAAAUUGGAUUUGAAAGAAAACGACAUCGUUGUAGUAAUUGUAUGUGGUGGGGUUGCAAUCAAUGACGAAAUUCUUCAGGAGUAUAGAGACAUACUUAAAUAA
Dujonia railenensis is the source of this 996-nucleotide messenger RNA. The record is from the annotation of a GenBank genome assembly. Lineage: Eukaryota; Fungi; Ascomycota; Pichiomycetes; Serinales; Debaryomycetaceae.